AUGGUCAAUGUUAUAACGAUAAAUCCGUCACCUUUGUUUCAAAUACGAUUGGAAAACGAUGAUCUUACGAUGAGUGGGUCUCAAUCCGAAUCAGUCGGUUGUAUCCUACGUGGACAACUCGUUCUGGCAAUAACUGAACCUGUUAAGGUCAAAGUAAUUAAGCUUAUAUUCCAAGGAAAAUCUAAAAUCUCAGUAAAAAAAGAAUGCGAUACAAAUGUGACUGAUUAUUGCGAGGAAAGGGUAUUAUAUCAACAUGAUUGGGUCUUCCUCUCUGCACAAAAUAAAUACCAAGUACUCAACCCUGAUAAUUAUUAUUGGAAUUUUGAGCUCGUCCUGCCUGGAACCUUAACCGAAACCAUUGAUACCUGGAAUGAAAGUUACGUCCGUUAUAGUCUUAAAGCUGUCGCCGAGAGACCUUUUUUUUCCCCAAAUAUCCACACCGAACGUAAGGUCCGGAUAAAUAGAUGUUUGAUAUCAAAUUUCCUUGUCUCUCUGCAGAGCAUGUUCGUUCAUAAUUCCUGGGAAAACAAAGUCGAAUACGAUAUUUCUGUUGGUUCAAAGUACAUUUGUUUCGGUGGCAGGAUUCCAAUAGAAAUUGUUCUCAAAUCUUUAAUGUCAGAAUAUAAAGUUUUUCAAAUUUCCUAUGGUUUCAAAGAGAUAGCGACCUAUAACAUUAGAUCAAAAAAAGUUACACGUGAACGAAUUCUUUAUUCUACGAAAGAUCAAUCAGUUCCUUAUUAUGAAGGAACUUGGACUAAGAAUGAAAAAAUAUUGAUUUCAAAAUCAUCGUGUUUAGCCGAUUCAGAGAAUGGGCAAAUUCAAAUUCGACACGAACUAAAUUUUAGCAUCAUAAUUUUAAAUGAAAAGGAUAUGCAAUUUACCGAACUUCGUAAUUCUUUGCCGGUUGUCAUUACAUGCCCAAUUAGUAGUACCGAUGAUAUAGGACUUCCUGCAUACGAUUAUCACUGUUUGGAUAAAGGAGUCCCCGAAGAUUCAUCGUCUUUAUAUUCAGAUACAAAUUCACCACUGGCGGGUGAAUUAGAUAACGUAGAUCUAAAUUCUUUACCUUCUUAUGAUAGUAUAUCUUCUUUAAUACCUACUCCUGUCAUUGAUACUAUAUUACCACCAUCCUAUGUUCUAUAA
Molecule: messenger RNA, 1143 nt
Organism: Acaulospora morrowiae
Lineage: Eukaryota; Fungi; Glomeromycota; Glomeromycetes; Diversisporales; Acaulosporaceae
Source: the annotation of a GenBank genome assembly